This is a messenger RNA of Microplitis mediator, 1073 nucleotides long. Its product is annotated as mitochondrial intermembrane space import and assembly protein 40-B. Lineage: Eukaryota; Metazoa; Arthropoda; Insecta; Hymenoptera; Braconidae. The transcript is spliced from 2 exons. Gene Ontology annotation, cellular component: mitochondrial intermembrane space. Gene Ontology annotation, biological process: protein import into mitochondrial intermembrane space. The record is from RefSeq and is a predicted model, not a curated record. Gene Ontology annotation, molecular function: protein-disulfide reductase activity. The coding region runs from base 471 to 953 and encodes 160 amino acids.
UGUAUUGUAACUCCAUGUAAAUCGAUCCUGCAAACUAGUGUGAUUAUUGCAUACUGUAUCGUGAUAGUAUUUUUAAAUUAAAAAUUUUUUAAAUUUUGUAAAGUUAUCACGAACUUGUUGAGGAAAAAUUUCUACAACCGAAUGCAAGCAAGAAAUUAUUAACUUUUGAUAAUAAGUACAGAAAAUAAGUCGAAUGAUAAAAGUCUUGUUCUGACCUAACCUGCAAUCUUGGAAAUUUUCAGGAUCAAUUCAACAUCGAGGAAAUUAUUUUAUACGUAAAGGAUUACGUACAUUUGUGACGUCAUUAUAAUGUUUCACGAACAAACUUAUUUUGUGGUACAUAUUUACGGAAGUAAAUUGAAAUAAUUUCUUACAUUUGAAAUUAUAUAUAAAAACUCAUAAAAUUUGUUGUCUUGUCAUUCAACGGCGAAAAUAAUCAAUAUUUUGUAUAAAGGAAAAAAUUAAUCACGAUGUCAAUUAUAAACAAAAUAGGAAAAGACACAAUAAUUUUCGCUACUAAAGAAGAUCAUUCAUCUCCAAGUAAAAUUCAUCUUCCUAAACCAGAACCAAGCCCAGGUUUACUACUUCCUAAUGGGGAAAUCAAUUGGAAUUGCCCUUGUUUAGGAGGCAUGGCAACGGGGCCUUGUGGUUUAGAGUUCAGAGAUGCCUUCUCUUGUUUCCAUUACUCUACUGCCGAACCAAAGGGCUCAGAUUGUUAUGAAGCAUUUAAAGUGAUGCAGGCAUGUAUGACACAAUAUCCUGCACUGUAUGGCAACAAAGACAGUCAAAUUGAUGACAUCGAUAUGGAAGACCAGCGAGAAAUAAAUGCACCCAAAAGUCAAGAUGAUGAGAGCAAUUUCAAAAGUAGGCUGUCCAUUAAUCAAACAACUGAAGAAACCAUGCCUGUAAAAAAUACAGAAACUGAACGAGCAGCAGCUGUUACAAAUAAUUGAGGAAUUAAAGUUUAGUAUCCGUAGGGAAAUUUUUCAGUAUAAUUGUGAAAGAGGUUUUUUUUUUUUACUUUAAAAAUAAAAAUUGGUUUGAUUAAUCCUGUACAAAAUUUGUUACGUAGC